Molecule: messenger RNA, 1933 nt
Organism: Closterium sp. NIES-65
Lineage: Eukaryota; Viridiplantae; Streptophyta; Zygnematophyceae; Desmidiales; Closteriaceae
Source: the annotation of a GenBank genome assembly
GUCGAGCUCGAUGAACCGGAGGAAAGCUGCGGCGAAAGGCGACCUGGCGAAGCUGAUAUGGUGCUUCAUCGGCGUGGUGGGCACGCUCAUCAUCUACGGCAUUGGCCAGGAGCGGAUAAUGAAGUUUCCGUACGGUGACAGGGACGAGGACUCAGAGUACUUCCAGCAUUCACUCUUCAUCGUGCUCUGUAACCGCCUCAUGACGUGCGCUGUCGCAGUCAUCGUGCACCUGGUGACAGGAGCGUCGCUGGCUCUAGUGGCUCCAAUUUACGCCUAUGGUGCUGUGUCCCUCUCCAAUGUCAUCUCGUCCGGGUGCCAAUACGAGGCCCUCAAGUACGUGAGCUUCCCUCUGCAGACCAUCGCCAAGUCAUCCCGCAUGGUGCCUGUGCUGAUCUGGGGCACGAUCAUAUCGCGCAAGCAGUACAAGCCCAGGGAGUACAUCAUCGCCAUCACCAUCAUCCUCGGCUCCUGCCUCUUCUUCCUCAACGUGACUGCGCGCACGAGUGUCAAGAGCACGUUCUCUGGCCUCAUGCUCAUGCUCGGAUACCUAGGCUUUGACGGGUUCACCAACACGUUUCAGGACAAGCUGUUUGAGGGCUAUGACAUGCCGGCCGCCAACCAGGUGCUCUACAUCACACUCUGCUCCUCCGUCAUCAGCUUGCUGGGCCUGCGCCAGGACCUAUCAGCAGCCAUUGCAUUCAUCAUGCGCCAUCCCGACUGUGCCCUCCACAUUGCAGUGCUCUCUGUGGCGGCCACCAUAAGCCAGUUCUUCAUCUCCUACACCAUUAAGACCUUUGGUGCUCUCACCUUCGCCACCAUCAUGACCACCCGCCAGCUUCUCAGUAUCGUGCUAUCAUCUACCGUCUAUGGUCCGCCUCUCUCCUCCACACAGCAAGUCGGCACAGCGUUCGUCUCCCCCAACUCCGUCGUCCCUGGCCGUUUUAAGCUUACAGCAUUUUCCAUCAACCGAGUUUCACCGCUUUCCCCAGAGGCUACCUCGCCUGGCUUCCCUUUCCACCAGAACCCCCGGCUUUUGUCGUCCUCGUGCGCUCUGCCCUCAGCCACUGCUCUUUGUUCCCACCACCGCACUCCCUACUGCACCACCGCACUCCCUACUGCACCACCGCACUCCCUACUGCACCACCGCACUCCCUACUGCACCACCGCACUCCCUACUGCACCACCGCACUCCCUACUGCACCACCGCACUCCCUACUGCACCACCGCACUCCCUACUGCACCACCGCACUCCCUACUGCACCACCGCACUCCCUACUGCACCACCGCACUCCCUACUGCACCACCGCACUCCCUACUGCACCACCGCACUCCCUACUGCACCACCGCACUCCCUACUGCACCACCGCACUCCCUACUGCACCACCGCACUCCCUACUUCACCACCGCACUCCCUACUGCACCACCGCACUCCCUACUGCACCACCGCACUCCCUACUGCACCACCGCACUCCCUACUGCACCACCGCACUCCCUACUGCACCACCGCACUCCCUACUGCACCACCGCACUCCCUACUGCACCACCGCACUCCCUACUGCACCACCGCACUCCCUACUGCACCACCGCACUCCCUACUGCACCACCGCACUCCCUACUGCACCACCGCACUCCCUACUGCACCACCGCACUCCCUUACUGCACCACCGCACUCCCUACUGCACCACCGCACUCCCUACUGCACCACCGCACUCCCUACUGCACCACCGCACUCCCUACUGCACCACCGCACUCCCUACUGCACCACCGCACUCCCUACUGCACCACCGCACUCCCUACUGCACCACCGCACUCCCUACUGCACCACCGCACUCCCUACUGCACCACCGCACUCCCUACUGCACCACCGCACUCCCUACUGCACCACCGCACUCCCUAUUGCACCACCUCUCACCAGAUGGCGGUCUUUCAGUGA